AUGGCGCACCUGUUCCGUGGCAAGCAGGCCGGCAUCGCCAGUGAUCUUUCAGUAGGUAUCUCUUCAGAUGUAUUCAUGCUGGAUGAGUUCGCCCGCUAUGGUGUCAAUUCGCAAAUAUCGGUCCUUGCCUAUGAUCCCGUCCAAUCGCUCCUCGCUGUCGGUACAAAUGAAUCCCAGUUCGGCGCAGGCGUUGUCAACGUCUACGGACAGAAACGAGUCAAUGUGACAUUCCACCCUCCCAGACCAUCCUCCAUCAGAGCCAUCCAAUUCUGCGCCGAUAAGCUUGUGGUUCUGGACAGUAAGAACGAUAUCAGCGUCUUCAGCCUCGACAGCAAGCACAUGCUUGCCAACUAUGCCCCUCCUGGUCACGUUACGGCUAUUCUUACAGACCCCAGUCUCGACUAUUGUUUGUCAGGGUUACAAAAUGGAGAAAUCGUGGCGUAUGAUCUGGACAGAGAAAGCAUUACGCCCUUCAAGAUUCCGAAUCUCUGGCGAGAGCGCAAUCCAAGAGCACGACUCAUACCAGUCGUGUCUCUGCAGUUUCACCCCAAGGACAUUGGCACACUACUUGUUGGCUAUUCCGAGGGUGCCGCCAUCUACUCGUUUAAACAAAACAAGGCAAUCAAGUUCUUCCAAUAUGAGGUUCCCAGAGGCGCACCCGGAGGAGACGCAGACCCUGCAGCUGUUGACCAAGUGCGGCAUCCGCGCCUCACACAUGCCAUUUGGCAUCCUACGGGCACAUUCAUAAUGACGGCCCAUGAAGAUUCAAGCUUGGUCUUUUGGGAUCCACGGGACGGAAGAGCUGUUCACGCAAGAACAAUUAAUGAGACAGACGUCAAUCAACCCGGUCGUGGUUCGUCGAGGUCUGGCCCAGGCGGUAUCGCGGUCAAAGAGCCUUACUUCAAUAUUUCUUGGUGUUCCAAGGAGAAUGCAGAUGACACUGGCAUCCUUGUUGCCGGAGGGUCACCUACGACGAAUCCCGCUCACGGGUUGACCUUCAUUGACCUUGGACUCACACCAAACUACCAGACGUCGUCUUGGGACUACUUAGCCGGUUAUUUCAAAAAUCCGAAACGAACACAUGUACUUCCAGCACCACCUAAUGCUCAAGUCACCACUUUCCUCACCAUUCCUCGAGUGUCUCCACACUUUGCUGGCGCCCACGAUCCUAUAGCAGUGUUGGCUGCAUUGUCAUCAGGUGAGCUCAUUACGAUGAGUUUUCCUUCAGGACAUCCCAUCACUCCAACCAAUCAGCUUCAUGUCUCGUUAACUUUUGUACAUCCAUUCAUCACGAAGACUGCACUGGCGUACGUCGACAGAACGAGAUGGCUUGGUAUGCGGGAAGUUCGCCAACAUGGUCCAAAUAUUCUGCUGGGAGGAGCUGCAGGUACGAAGCCUCUCAAACGGCAUGAGAAUCGAAAUAUUGUCCAGGCAGCCCAUGCCGACGGCACUAUUCGAGUCUGGGAUGCUGGACACGGCGACAUGAUCGAGAAUCCCGGUAUGCUUCAGGUUGAUCUUGGCAGGGCAGUUGGCCGAUGGGAUCAGCUGGAUGUCACACAGAUGAGCAUGUCUGGUGCAACCGGCGAGUUAUCGGUUGGACUGAGGUCGGGCGAGUUGGUGGUCUUCAGACUGAAUAGGAAUCAAUUCGCUGGGCAGCCUCCAUCCGAUCCAGGUUCCAAUGGAGGCCCUGGACAGAUGACGGAUAUCUGUAGGAGAGCAGAUCCCAACCUCAAAGAAGGCCUUUUGCCAUUGACGAUGACGAAUGACCAGCAAGGACCUGUUACCGCGCUACGGCACUCUGAUGUGGGAUUCGUGGCGGCGGGCUACGGCGGAGGCGGCGUUACGAUAGUCGACCUUCGUGGCCCAGCUAUCAUUCAUACUGCUCUGCUGAGUGAGGUGGUGGGCAGCAAACAUCGGAGCAAAAGUGUUCGCCGAUCAGGUCCCACUUCUCAGUCUGUUGAGGUUGCGACCGCGAUGGACUUCGGUAUCAUGACUCUGGACGGUGAUGACUACUCUUCUCUCGCCUUAUUCGUAGGCACAUCACAUGGCCGAGUCGCGACAUUCAAGAUCCUUCCAUCUCAAACUGGGCGAUAUUCUGCGAAAUUUGCUGGCGUAACUCAGAUAGCAGACGACAAAGUCAUCUCUACAUCACCAAUCGACACACAGACAGGAUCUCCAGCGGCAGCUACAGGUCACGCAAUGGCGGGCCUCCAAUCCGGGCGAAAAGUGGAUGGCGUCCUGGUCGUGGCCACAAUAUCGUCUGCUCACAUUUUCCGUCCCGCCUCAGCCAAGGGUGCUUCCAAGACCUUCGACCAAUAUCUCUGCGACUCAGCUAAUGUGGUGCGCUUUGAAGAUCGUGGUUAUGCUCUCGUUGGACUCUUUGGAGAUGGUGCGGCUCGAGCAUUCUCCAUUCCCGCCCUGAAGGAGAUUGCAAGUACACGAGUCAACCAUAUCCUGCAUACUAAACGGUUCGGCGAGGCGGUUGUCACUCCGACCGGUGAUAUUCUAGGUUGGGCAGGACCGAGUGAAGUCGCCAUGGUUAAUGUCUUUGGCGCUGGUUUGCCUCUCCCUCCGAGUCCCGAUCGAUUAUAUGAUCCUAUGAAGAUGGUGCCCCCCCGACCUACGAUUAGCAGUCUGCAAUGGAUAGCGGGCACACAGUAUAUCACGCCAUCGGAUAUGGAUAUACUGAUUGGAGGAGCGGACAGACCACCCUCGAAGCGUAUGAUUGCAGAGAUGAGAGCGGCGCAGGAGUCCGAGUUCCAGCGACAGAGAGAAGCGGCACGGACUGGGCGAGCGCCGAAACCGGACCCAAAUCAGGAGUCGUACUGGGCUUAUAUGCAACGACAGCUAGCCGAGAGAACUGAGAACCUCGGUCUGGCUGGUGACAGCAUGGAUCGUGCCGCCGAGACGAGCAGUUCGUGGAGUGACGAUGUCAGUAAAUUUGUUGCGAAGCAGAAGAGACAGGCGGCGUUGGGGUUUGUAACUUCCAAAUUUGGAUUCUGA
Molecule: messenger RNA, 3003 nt
Organism: Exophiala xenobiotica
Lineage: Eukaryota; Fungi; Ascomycota; Eurotiomycetes; Chaetothyriales; Herpotrichiellaceae
Exons: 4
Coding region: 1-3003 (1000 amino acids)
Biological process (GO): establishment of cell polarity; regulation of protein secretion; regulation of exocytosis
Cellular component (GO): plasma membrane; cytoplasm
Molecular function (GO): myosin II binding; syntaxin binding; GTPase activator activity
Source: RefSeq, a predicted model, not a curated record